Molecule: messenger RNA, 14368 nt
Organism: Psylliodes chrysocephalus
Lineage: Eukaryota; Metazoa; Arthropoda; Insecta; Coleoptera; Chrysomelidae
Source: the annotation of a GenBank genome assembly
GAUUUGCAUAAUAGGAGUUAUAGAACUACGACAGAGGUUUGGCCAACCCUGUAUAGUGUACUUUAGAGUCUAAUUAUUUAGUUACACUACCGUUAACGUAAACACUUAACUGCACUAUACUCUGUUUUAAUCUAAAAUACUAAACUAACUCAAAAGGCCUGGUUCUCUUGAGUCUUCUUAUUAGAUUGGCAUUGUUGAGGAGCUGGAUAAUCUCAAGGUUUCCAUGUUGGAGCAGUUGUUGUUGUUGACUACUGGCAAAUUUUUGUAUUGUAUUGUAUUGUCUCCAAAUAAUAGAUUACACCUGUAUAACCUGUUACCCAUAUUUUUAUACGAAACCAAGGAGAUCCAGUACCAGAACCAGAAUCUCUGACACACCUGGCCUUCCACUUUAGCGGGGAGGAGUUAAGGGAUACCUACACCACUGGUAGCUUUCCUUUUCUUUUUUGCCAGAUAAGAACCGGUAUACUGAUGUGUCAGGGAUUCCCAGCAUUUAUCUGUGAAGUGUAGCAUUAUUAGAUAAAGACUGAUAUUGUGCUAAAUAUUAUUUCUUUUGGAACAAAUCUAUUUAAUAUUUACUUUAUUACUCUUAUCGAAGAAAGUAAAGAAUCCUCUGAUUUUUUUUAAAUAUAUAAUAUCAGAAAAUAACUAUUAUUCUUAUUUAAAUAAAUAACAAAUGUAUACUAAUUUAAUAUAAAUUUGCGAUAACACAUAGUGAGAAUUAUACCGGAGGAUAAGCGAAAACAAAUUUAUAAAUUACUUAUAUCUUCUUACAUAUCAAAAUACUUGGCAACCUUGUACAAAUACGUCAAUAUAUUAGUUUAAAAUGUGAAAUUUUUCAGAUUUUAACAUCAAAUUUCUUACUAAAACGUGAAUAAUCCACUUUUUCUUUUAAUUUUCAUGAUGUUAUGUAACUUAUCUUCUAAUAAUUCAAAAAAUAUUUUCUAAUUCGUGUGUCCGUAAAGUCGAAUAUAAUCUACGCUUUUAUGCGAUAAAUCGCGUGCACUUGCUGGCUGGUAUCACCGCGUCUGACCUGUAUCAUGUCUUCAAUUUUUAUUUCCAAAAAGGCACGCUACUGGUAUCUUCAUUCUCUACAGUCGUACCCAAUACACGAUAUAUUAUUCUUGUAAACAAUACAAGACUUAUUUAUAUAAAAUUAAUACAUCAAAAUAAACCAGACUCACUUGUUGGCACGAGAUUUUACUGUGACUGUUAAGUUUGGUGCCAAAAAUUUUCACUUGAGAAAAUUGUACUAUUUAUAAAAUCGACCAGUUUAAAAUUUACUAAAACCAGCUAUUUGCGAAAAUGUCCGCCAUGGCGGAAUUCGCUCUAAUAUGUCACAAGGGCUUCAAGUUUCUCAUCACGAAAAACCCAUCAAAUAACAAUUUAGAAGGAUUUAUCAAAGAACUGAAAAGUAACAAUGUUAAAGUAGUUGUAAGGGUAUGUGAACCAACAUAUGAUACAGAAGCUCUCAAAGGUGCAGGAAUUCAAGUUUGUAAUCUCACCAUUCCCGAUGGAACUUGUCCGUCAGAAAGGAUAGUAGAAGAAUUUUUCGAAAUUUUGAAGAGACAGUAUUGUAUAAACCCGGAAUCUUGCGUAGCCGUUCACUGUAUUGGGGGGCUUGGCAGAGCACCAGUGAUGGUAUCACUGGCCCUCAUUGAAUUGGGUUUUUCUUAUGAAGAUGCCGUGAAUCUUAUUCGAGAAAAAAGAAGAGGAGCUAUUAACGCAAAACAAUUAGAAUUCCUUUCAAAGUAUAAACCAAAAGCACGAUUAGGCAACGACAAAAAAAAACAAUGCAACAUCCAGUGAUGUCUUUAUUAUUUCCAAUUAAAUUGUUUUGAUAAUGUUUUAUUGGUCGUGCACUGAUUAUUGCAUUUUGUUCUUGAUUAAAAUAUCCAAGCAAUAAUAUAUAAUCAUAGAGGGUAUUCAACUGCUCGAAUGUGGCCAUUUUCAUAAACGAAAAUAAAUAUAAUCAAAAUCAGUAGCACACAAUAUUUUUUUUACUAUUAUUUAAAAUUUAAAUGGACGAUAAUGGUUUUGGUCCAAGGGCCAUCAUCAGACUUAAAAGAAAGAAUUACAAUGAUGUAUCUUUAAGUCAGUAACAAAAGAGAACGUAAUCGUAUAUGUAUAGACUGACGUUCCUUAUACACAGUGAGUUUUGAGUAUGGAAUGCCUCAAUUAUCUGGGAAACGGCUUGCACGACUUUUAUAUACUUUGGUAUGUAAAGUUUUUGUAAUACGGCCGAUAUUAUGGUUGUAUUAACAUUGUUUUCAGGUUUUUCGGUUUUCUUGAAAUAUAAGGAAGUUUGUUAUUUUUUGUUUUUUGAAAUCCUUAAGAAAUUCUGAUUAUUUUUCAUGUAAUAUUCCCUAUACCAAAAAAUAUACGGGGUGAUCCAUUUUGAAAUAACAAAGUUUAUUAUAUUCCUGAAAACCGAAAGAUCUGACAACAAUAUAAAUAUAGCCAUAUUAUCGGCCGUAUUGCAAAACAUUUACAUACCAAAGUAUAUAAAAAUCGUGCAUACUUAAAACUCACUGUGUAUAUGACUAUGUUAUGUUUUGUCAGGGUUUGUUACUAACUAUAAACUUCUAAUACAAAUUAUUAAUAGGUAUUCUUCCUAAGUCUGAUUGUGGCCCUUGGGCCGAAACGGGUAGCUUUGAAACAAGUAAAAAAAAUAUUGUUUGGUACUAUUUUUAAGCAUUUUUAUUUUCAUUUAAUAAUAUAUGUUUUAGGAAGAAAUGUCUACACACCAAUAGUUUUUGUUUGUAAUAUAUAAACAAUCUUUAUUGAGUUAAGACCAUAAAGUCACUCACCGUGCCAUAAUUACGACGAAUCUACAGGAUUAGUAUGAAGUAUCGAGUUAUUUAAUAUCUCAUUAAACAAAAAAAAAGUAUUGUUAUAAAUAUUGCAGAUAUGUCAUAGGAGUAUCUUUCCAGACUAUUACAGAACAUAUAGUGGAAAAUUAGUAAAAUAUAAUAUUGUGUUGUUACUAAGAGUAGAAGGCGCUUGGAAAUUAAAGAUUUGAAUCAUUAGGAUAUUACAUUUUUAAAAAAAUUAUACAAUACCACGGUUCGUAGACACUACGGUGCCUCAUCCCCGUUGGUAAGGACGGAGUGAUGUGUCCGCAUGAAAAAGCGAGUUGAUAAAAAAUUUUAAAUUUAGGUUCGUUUAUUAGUUUUUUUUUUUUAAUCUAAUAGUUUAUUGUUAUUUAGUGAUGUUUAUACAGGGUGUCCCAUUAGUGCAUAAUUGUUCAAUAUUUUAAUUUGUGUUAUUAACACGCAAACAAGUUUUAAAUAAAAGUUAUGUGGACUUGAAAAAUACAUAUUUUAAAAAUAUUUUUGGAUAUACAGGGUGUUGUGUUUUUGCCUGGCAAAUAAAAAUGUAUGUUUUUUUUUAAAUAAAACACCUUGUAUUUUUUAUGUUAUUUUUAGAAUGGUUUGGUAUUACUGAUUUCAACCCUAAAAUGUUUCCAUAAAGUGUUGCCAAGCAAUUUUUUUUUUAAAUUAGAGAAUAAUGCAGACCCCAAAUUAAAUUAUCAUAAUAUAGGUAGGUUUACAUUGAUUUUUAAAUUUUUUAAUAUACAGACUUAUAAUAGACCGUCAGAUAGUGACUGAUUUCGGUGUCCUAUUUUCGCAUACAAGCCUCGAAGAGGGUUGAAAAGUCCAUCGAUUUUGAGUAGAAUGAAAGGAAAUUUAUGAAUGGCCCCCAGGGAUAACAUAUGGAAAAUUCGAUUUUCCUUAACAGAAAUAAAAGGUGUUUUUUGCUCAUUUUUUCACGCAAGCAGUUUUCACUAUGAUUAAUUAAUAGAACUAGACCUCAGAAAACCAAAGGCUUUAAUGUUGCAAGUGGCUAAAGGGUUGAAAUAAGGGCGUAAUCUUGUAAAAAAAAUCGAUAUUUUAACUGAUUUUUCCACACAAGCCCGUCGAAAGUAUAAAUACAUACAUCGUCACUAGCCCGAAAAACAUAUUGGCUUGAAUGGCGCGAAUGGAUAAGUGCAUUUUGUAGUCGGAAAAAUUACCGCAAAUUUGUUUUGAUUUUUGAGUUAUUUUUUUAUGCAAGCCUUUUUAACCAUAGAAUGUUAUUAAUGUGUUAGACGUAAUAAUACAAUUGGCAUGAGUAUCGGAUGUGGACGAUACGAAGGCUUGCGUCGGAAAGUUGAAGGUAAAUGUUAUGGAAAAUGCCACCAUUUUCCCACGCUAGCCGUUUGACAUAUGCUUAGAAAAAGACUAUAUAACAAAAGGCUUGAGUGUCGUACAUGGCCAUCAUAUUAAUUAUAUAUAAUUUAUAUAACAAAAAACUGACACAAGCCUUUUGGCAUAUGCUUAGAAAAAGUGAUUCUAACACUAUAUAUAAAAAGGCUUGAGUGUUGGACAUGGUCUUCAUAUUAUUUAUACAUAAUUUAUUUAAUAAAAUGCUGACAAGAAAAUCUAUAAAUAUCCACCAUUUUCUCACACAAGCCGUUUGGCAUAUUCUUGGAAAAAGUGAUUCCAAGACUAUAUAACAAAUGGCUUGAGUGUCGGACAUGAUUAUAUUAAUUAUACAUAAUUUGUUUAACAAAAAGCUGACAAGAAAAUCUAAAAAUAUUCACCAUUUUCCCACACAAGCCGUUUGGCAUAGUGAUUAUAAGACCCUAUAAUGAAAGGCAUAAGUGUCGAAAAUGGAACAUAUUAUUUAUUUAAAAUAGAUCUGUCAGAAAAAGUAGAAAUGUUUAUGCAGGGUUAUUAUUUUAAAUAAAUAAUUUAGCGUAUAUUUCAUGCGUAUAAGUAUAAUAAUGUUUAAUAUUAUGAAAAUAAUGCGCAGGAUAUGGGUCUUCAUAUUAUGGUUUUCAUAUAAAAAAUAUACAAUUUAUUUAAAAAAUAAUGGUAAUGAAUUUAGUUAAUUCUAUUAAUAAUUUUACAAAUUAAAUUAUAUACAAAGUGAUUUUACGAUAUACUUCUAUUUGUAGAAGUUUCGACAGUCCAUAUUUUUCUUAAAUGUUGAUAAACAUUCACGGUCAAAUAAUAUAAUAUUCUCGUAGGUGGAUUGUUUGCAAAUAAAACAGCUCCUCGUGUCCGUUUUUCCUGCAUUUUUAACCAUGCUGCUCCCAAAUAACUGUAAAUUAUCUAUAAGUAUUUGUUCUAUAAAUUAAUGGAAUAUUAUUGUUUGAAUUCGCCAUAUAAGAAAAAAUUAAACUAUAAACCUAAAUAUCAAAACCUAAAUAUCACCCUGAAUUAUCUAAAUAUCAAUUAUCAAAAUUAUUUUAUAUCAAAUUUAUUAUAAAAGUUGACCCGUGGCCAGACUAUUAAACGACUAUACAUUUUAAAUGUUUAUUAACUUAAUGCCCUCUUGAAUGAUUGUAAAAAUUCAAAUAUUUCAUUUGAUUAACUAAAUAAAUGUAUAUUAUAGUACUUACCAAUUAUUUAUGAAAGAAUAUAUAAAUUUUUCUAUAAAAUAAACCUAUUGUUAAUUCAACACUAAAUUCAUAUUAAAAUUUACUAUACGAAUAAUCACCGAACAAUAAAUAAUAAUAACCCCGCAUAAAUAUAUAUAUAUAUUUGUAAAUUUUUUUGUCAGUUCUUUUUUAGAUCAAUAAAUGCUCCAUGUCCUUUUGUUAUAUCGUUUUAGAAUUACUUUUUCUAAGCAUAUGACAAACGGCUUGCGUGAGAAAAUGGUGAAAAUUUCUAGAUUUUCUUGUCAGCUUUUUGUUGAAUAAAUUAUAAAGAUAUAAAUAAUAUGAUGGCCAUGUCCGACACUCAAGCCUUUUGUUAUAUAGUCUUAGAAUCACUUUUUCUAAGCAUAUGUUAAACGGCUUGUGUGGGAAAAUUGUGGCAAUUUGCAUAUAUUUUUCCAGCAACUUUCCUAUGUUCUGAAAAUAUGAAGACCACGCUCUGCACUCAAGCCAUUAUUUAUUUCUGGGCUCUUAAAUUAUUAAUAUUAUUAUUGCAAAAAAUUUUGUUGAGGGGCAAAUAACUGGAAAAUCGAAAAAAAAUUCUUUUAGAUUUUCCAACCUCAAAAUGGACUUACCCACUCGCGCCACUUAAGCCAAUAUGUUUUUCGGGCUAGUUACGACGUAUAUUUUCAUACUCUCAAUUGGCUUGUGUGGAAAAAUCGGUUAAAAUAUCGAUUUUUCUUUACAAGAUUACGCCCUUAUUUCAACCCUUUAGCCACUUGCAACAUUAAAGUUUUUGGUUUUUUGAAGCCUAGUUCUAUUAAUUAAUCAUAUAGUGAAAACGGCGUGCAUGGAAAAAUGAGCAAAAAACACCUUUAAUUUAUGUUAAGGAAAAUCGAAUUUUCCAUAUGUUAUCCCCAGUGGCCACUCGUAAAUUUCCUUUCAAUCUAUUCAAAAUCGAUGUACUUUUUAACCCUCUUCGAGGCUUGUAUGCGAAAAUGGGGCACCUAAAUCAGUCACUAUCUGACGGUCUAUAAGAAGCUGACGAAUAGUGGUGAUAAAACUGGUUUAUUUUAUACAGAGUCUUAAAUAUGGCUAAUUUUAAGUUUAAUUUACUAAAUUUUUUUAAAUGCAACACUCUGUAUAUUAUUUUACCAUAAACUUCCUUAUAAAUUUACCUAUCCAACGAUACCAACAUGUUAUCCAAUAACACAUAUACAGGGUGUCCCAUCAGUGCGCAAUUGACCUAUAGCUUUUUUUAUUAUUCUCUUUCAUUUUGUGACGUCACACUCCCGUCCGUAGCAACCUGAUGAGGCGACCGUUUCAGUCUACAAUAAACACUAACGAAUUCUAACAGUUCAACAAUAUUCUUUUCAAAGUAUGCGAAUAAUGUGACAUUUACCUACCCAUUAUAUUACUGCGGUUUAAUUUGAAUUUGUGCAUAGGGUACCCAAUUACUCUAGAAAUUGGCAAGAAUUAGAAAAUUAUGUCAUAUACAGGCUAUUCCAUUUAUAAAAUAUUUAUAAUAUAAUAUAAGUUGCUACCUUUUUUCAGAUAUUCUGUAUAUUUUGUAAUAAUUUGAACAUGAGAAUUAUUUUCGACAAGUAAAAACUAUACUUUUUCUACGAACCCGAUUAUGCUAAAAUGAAAAUAAAAAUAACGUAAAUGCUUUAUUUUGUAAAAGAUGCAACCAAAAAUCUUAACAAUUAGUUCAAUAUUUAACAUCUGAUAGUGCUUCGUUGGCCUAAUUGAUAGAGGCGCUGACGGCUCCAGUUGAAAAGUUUCAGGUUCGAUCCCUGGUCUAUGCAUUAAUUUUUAAUUAUCUUUUUUAACUUUGUCAAUUUUUCUUUAGUUUGUUUUCACUUUGUGGAUGUGGGAGUUAAUUUUUCAAUAUUUCUCAUCUGAAUUGGGGAUUUUAUAUUUUCAAGUUUCCAAAAAUUGCAUAUCACUUUUCGGAUCUCAAAUGAUUUUCUCAUUUUUCUUUGUCAUAAUUAGUGAUGCCGCGAGACGAGAGAUUCCCGUCUCUCGUCUCGUCUUGUCUCGUCUUGUACGAGACGAGAGAGACAUUUUCUCUCGAAAAAAGAUUCGAGACGAGAGAGAAUGUCAUCUCUCGACGAGAAUUUCUCGUUUCUCUCGAGCUCUCUCGAGUUCCCUCGCGCAAUUAACUUUUUACUUCCUUAAAAUUUUUAAUUACUAACUUAAAAUUUAAAAAUAUCAGAUUUUUAGACAGUCAAAAAGUUAACUAUAAAACACCUAUUCUAUAUACACAGUGAGUUUUAAGUAUGGAACGCCUCAAAUAUCUCGGAAACGGCUUGCACGAUUUUUAUGUAUGGUGACCCGUCAAAUGCGCCCCGAAAAAAGCGCCCCGACAAAUGCGCUUCCCGACAAUACUGCCCAAGACAAAAGCGCCACCCGAAAUUUCUUUGUAUAUAAACUAACCAACGGACAGAAUCGUAAUAAAUUCCAUGCAGUCAAAUUUUUAGGAGGUUACUUUUGGAGAUAAAUUAGAAAAACAACAAUUGUUAAGUGUUUUUUUCGAAAAACUGUCAAAGAAAAAGUAAAAGAAACGAACGAAUAAUAUAUUGUUAACAUGUUUCAAAAUGCUUUCAUUUGAUAUCACACGAAAAAAUUCUAACUUCCAAAUGAAACCCUACCCCCUUCCAACUUACUUACAAAGUAUUUAUAGCAGGGGCAGAAGUUGGAAAGGCUUUUGCUAGUUCUCUCACUUCAUACACAUAACUUGACAGGUUUGCGGCGGAUCUAACCGAAGUGGACGCGAUACAUUAGCGUACAAAUUUAUUUCUUAGAUGUUAAUAACAAUUUCGAGUAAAUAAUUUAAUAAAUUGUGAAUAGCUGUUGAAAUUUUGCAGAAUUAUGAUUUGGGUAUUAUAAUACAUGUUUAAGAGGAAAAUUUACAUUACAAACUAAAAGACCUGCGGGGCAACGGUAGUUUAGUAGGUAUAAAAAUUACAACUUAAGGGUGGAGCCUAAAUACUACAAAAUUACUUCCAAACUUCCAAACAAAAUCAGCAUUCAUUCAUAAUUUUAACAAUUGCAUGUAGAUACGAGGGAUACAUAUUAUAAACUUUAACGCGCGAAGUUGAAGACAAAGGAACCGAAAAAUAUUCCACAAUAGCACAAAAUAAUAUUACCUAUGUAUUUUACAAUAUAAGUAUGGUGUAGAUUAAAACUUAUUUUGGCUGUCGACAAAUUUGGUUAAAAAAUCUUCUUUUAGAAAUAUAUCUUUCAUUUGACGAAAAACGAAGGCCUAAACGAAAAACAAAUAUUCUUCAUAAAAGUUUCGCCUAUGUAUUGACAAGGUAAUAGUGCUUUCCUUAUAUUUUUUGCUAUGAAAUUAACAAAAAUAUAGCAAUAAACAAUUACUGAUGUCAUGGUUUUACAGGAAAGGAAGCAGUUUCUUGACUGUAUGCGUCUCUCUCAGGGAUGAAAUGUAUGCAAUCUGUUUGACUCUCUUACAUUAUUUUAUAUAGGUAUUAUUGAUUUAUCCGCUAUGAAGGCGAAUAAUGUUUUAUAGGGUGUAUUAAUUUGUGAUUUUUUUUUUGAGGAAAAUAAAAAAAUAAAAUAUAAACUAUUUAUGGAAGGUAUAAGCACAUUAUACCGGGUGUUCAAAUUAAAGUGUUACAGUUAAAUACCGCUGAAAAUAUGCAUUUUAGAAAAAAAGUUUCAGACAAAAGUUUUAUAGUUUUUUGGGGGAAACAUUUUGGCUAAAUUCAUUUUUUUAUAGCUGAUCAUAAUAUGGCCAUAUCGAGGUGAACUUUGUUUUUUUAAAUGGGAAUCCCAUUUUUUUCUUACAUAUUUUUAAAGUACAUAAAAAAAUAAGAAACUUUUGAGGGAAAUAUUUUUUUUAAUGGACUUUUCUUUUUGAGUAACAGCUACUUGAAAAUGUUGCUGCGCGAAAAAAAAGUUAGCCAUAUUAUGGUUAGCUAUGAAAACCAAUUUUAGCUAAAAGUUUUUCCCCACAAAACCAUAAAACUUUCGUCUGAAACGUUUUUUUUUUUAAAGCGGUAUACAGCUGUAACGCUUUGAGUUGAACACCCGAUAUAUAAGUAAAAGUUAUAAACAGUAAGGCUAUUGCUUUGCAGAAUACAAUAAAUUCCUAAUAAAAAAAUUCAAUAAUUAGAAGUAUAUAAAGCAUAAAUCAAUAAUAUUAAAAUAUAUAAGUACAAGACUCAAACUAAUCAAAAUCAGAUUCACCACAUUAAUCUACAUUUUCCAAAACAUUAGCGGCUAUGAUCAAACUAUUUCUGCAGUUUUUCUGUGCCAUACAGGUGCAUUAACCGAUGUAACCGAUAUUUUUUUCUGCAUUUGCAAAUUUUGUUUCCAUAGUCUAGAAUAGAAUAAUAUUGUUAAAAUAUUGUACAUAUAUGAAAAUUAUCGGUGUAUAGUACCUUUUUUGCAUUUGCAUGAUAAGUUCUGUUAUUUCUGGUAGCAGGUCGAGCAUAAUCUUAAGAGUGGAUAUCAGGCUUCAAUCUUGUACCUUUUAAUUUCGGAUAUAUUUUUUUGAUAAAUAAUUGAUAAAAUUAAUUUAAAAUAAUUGAGCGAAAUUACUGUUUGUAAAAAUAACAAAGUGUACAGAUAUAAAACAAAAUAAAUUCAAAUCACUUGCGUACGUUUAUCACUUGUAAACAGUAGAAAAGGAUAUACAUUUUGUUGGUGUCGCCCUCUAGAUGAAAAAGCUUUUAACGUAUUUUCUUAAUUUUUAUUAAGAAAAAUAAAUGUUCCUGUAAAAAUUAAAAACAUAUAUUGUUCUCUUCUAGCAUUUUUAUUUGUAUUUUUUUUUUUUCGAUAGAAAGAUAUCUUCUUACAUUUUCUCAAAAUAAACCGAUUCAAAUGUUCAAAAAGUGACUCCUUUACCUGUACUUACAUAAUUUUUUAAAAAAUAAAAAAUAAUUUGUAAAAUUGGUGUAAAUACGUAAACUUUAAUUAUCCCUCGUAAAACAUCAGUAAAAUAUUUUGUAAAUUGUUUUCAUUCACAAAUAUUAAUUUCUUAAUAAUCUAACAGAGGCGCCACUUGCCAGACGAAAAAUCUUGCAAUGUAAGGAUUUCGUAGUACCCCACUUUUAAAGUUUAUUUUUAAGUAUUUUUAAAAGAAAAAAAUAUGUACGUGUAGAUAAAGGUUAAAUAUAUGCCCCUCUGGAACCACUUUUUCAAAAUUCAAUUUAGUUUUUUCUAAAAAAAAAAUGAGAAAAUGGAUAAAAAAAAGUCGAGUUUUGUGUUUUUUUUUAGAAAAAAUAAAUUAAAAUUUUGAAAAAGUGUUUCCAGAGGAGCACAGAUUUAACCUUUACCAACAAGCACAUAUUUUUUUCUUUUGAAAUAUGUCAAAAAUAAACUUUAAAAGUGGGGUACUACCAAACCCUUGCAUGCUCUGCUCUAAAGCCAAGUAAAUACUCCUCUUAAUAAUUAUUUAUAAUCCAUAAAUACAUGCGAUUGUCCAGUUCUUAUUCUAUGAAACGACACUGGCAGGUAAACAUAACUGCAAAAUGCUCGAAGUCAUCCGACGUGGUUUGACGUUUACCCCCUCUCUACCUAUCAAAAGCCUUUCCAACUUCUGCCUCUUCUAUACAUUAUUAGUUAACUCCCAAUUUGGGCCACUGAUUACUUUAAAUUUCAAUUGUUUAUGUCAAAUAUUGUCUAAGUAAAACUAUUGUGACAGACGGACAGGCAGAGAGAUAUCAAGGUAAUUUCCCUAAGUCUUUCUUAUUGCCAAUUUGGGUACUGAUGAGACAAAUUACUUAAAAAAUUAUUUGUUAUUGUCUUCAAAAUUUUUCAGUUUUUUCAUAUUUCGUCUUAAGUAUAUCUUUUCCAAAUUUAAAUUUGAGAGAAACGAGACGAGACAAGACGAGACGAGAGAAUGGUUCUCUCGAGCGAGAGAAGCGCUUCUCGUCGAGACGAGAGAUGCCUCUCUUUCGUCUCGUCUCGCGGCAUCACUAGUCAUAAUAAGUAUAUCUGCUUUACUUUCAAAAUGACAAAUAUUUAAAUUGUAUGUCGUUAAAAAUGUUAGGUAGGAUUUUUUGAAAUUGAUGCUCAAUUUACUUAUUUUUAAGUUGUCUGCUUCCAAUAACUAAAUGAUAUCUUUUUUAUCAAGGUUUUGAUCGAUUGCAUUCGUAGAUAUAUCAAAACGUUAUUUAUAACAUACUGUUAAAUGGUUGCCAGAUGAAUUUAACAGGGUGAGUGUUUUGUUCUUUUCACACACAAACGUUCGUUUACUAAUCUGUCAAGUGAUUUUUGUACAUAACUAGAUUAAAUAACGGUAACUUUUAGCUAGAGGGUAGAUUUUGAACAAAAACACGGUGUAGUGUGUGAUAUUAUUAAUAGUUUUAUUCUUAAUGUCAUGUAAAAACUAGAGUUGCAUCUUUAUUUAACGAGAAGACAUUUUUUGAAUGACAGUAAUAUAACUAAAAAGUGUGUAUUAAAAAGAAUAUAAACUGUAAUUAGACACGUAUCAACUCAAUAACAGAACACUGAACUCAAUGUAAAAUUGGGGUUUGUGUGCCAUCUUCGUCAGACCAUUUUGUUUGGAAUGCCUAAUAGUAUUGAAAAUAUCUUAACAAAUUUACAACAUUUAUAUGCAUUUAAAAUUAGUUCAAAUGUAAUUGGCCACCCGGUAGAAUAUAUGCAUUAUCAUAAACGUAAUUAUUGGUAAUUUUAUCAAAGAAAAAUAAUCUUAAUAUGUAUAAUUGUUAGUAUUAGAAAGCAGUUUUCUGACAUUUUUAUCAAAGAAAUUUUAAAUUUUAAAAAGCUGUUUUCUGAGUUUUUUAUCAUCACUCACAAUUUUAUUAUCUCAAUUAAUCGAAUAAAAAAAAUUCUUGAUUAAAUUAAAAGAUUAGCAGCAAAUUUAAAUAUCCUGUAAAAAAUUAUUAAAUAAAGAUUUAGGGUGGUAUAGAUACGUCGUAUUAGUGUUAAAAAAAAAAGGAAAAUAAAGCUAAUAAUAAAAUUCCGAAAUACUGAAAAACAAUAUUUAAUUGUGUAAUUUAUAUUUUAAUUGAAUUUUAAAGUUGUUCUAAGAAGAACAACUUUAACAAUUCUUAAGGAAGAAUGAAAAACACCCUAAAUUAUCAAAUAAAAUAAGUUAAUUUUUAUGUUUAGUAGACGUAUUUCAAUUAAAUUUAAAAAUAUAUUUCAUCCUUUUUUUAAACUGGAAUCCGUGAUCUGGCGGAGGGUGUUUUUUAGAGGUAUAUAAAUUUAAAAUUAAAAAAACACAUCAAAAUAAUAGUAAUGGCCAUGGUAUUGGCCUUAUUGGAAAGAUAUGUGUAUGCCAUUACCAAUGGCCUAUUAUUUCGAGCAUAUGGCAUAGCGGCUGGCUGGAAUAAAACAAUCUGGAAGUCUAAUUUUCAACUACUCUUUAAAGCAGUGAGACCGUAUAUCGGCAAUAACGCGGUUAAUGUUGGCUUCCAAGUCGUCCAUCGUCUCUGGUUAUUGGCGUAGACUAGCGACUAAGCGACUUUAAAACUUUACAAUCUCUACACUCCACAGAUAAUAAUCGAAAGAUUUUGGAUCACACGAUCUUGGACCCAAUUCACAAGUCCAUUACGCUCAUCGAACGUUUCGUUCAACAAAUUGAUUAUGAUGGUCGCUGUGUAGCAUGUUGUGCCGUUGAAACCACAGCUCUUCUAGACUAAUACUAUUCAACUGAAGAACGAAAAGUUAGUAAUCAUGGAUCUAUACAGGGUGUUAAAAAAAGUAGUAUGGGCCAAAAUAUGCAGAAAAGUCUUAAUAAACAUAUGUCCGCAAAUGAAUGGUUUCGGUUUCGGAGUGUUUUGUAUCAUUUUUUGAUUAUCUUUUUUCAUUCUCAAAAACUUGCUUUUCUUAUCGGAGUCUACCGAUGUUUUUUCAUAGAUACUAUUUGCAGUUAUUAUUUUGUUGUGGGUGAAUAAUUUUAUAAAUUUUCGUUAUGCCUGUUUACACUAAUAUUGAAUUAGCUGACAUGCAUUUUAUGUACGGUCGUGCAAAUGGCAAUGCGAGGGAAGCGCUACGUCAGUAUUUGAACAUCUCAUUUAACUCUAUGUUGUUAUUGAUUGUUUAUAAAUAUCAUUGUUUUUUUAUAAUAAUAAAAAAUUGUUAUAAACACAAAAUGGUCCGUAUCUCCGAAACCGUUAAUUUGCGGUCAUAUAUUUAUUAAGACUUUUCUGCUUAUUUUGGGUCAUACUAUUCACCAUUUUAUUUUGUGACACUUUUUUUUAACACCCUGUAGUGCUCUCCAUUGACUGUAUCGUUCUGGCCGGUAUCGUUUUUGAAUAAAAAUGAAAACAUCAUACCACCAGCUCAUAAAGCACACCAAAUGGUGACUUUUUGGAAUAUAACGGAGUGUCGAUUAUAACUUGUGGAUUUUCUUCACCCCAAAUGCGUAAGUUUUGCUUGUUGAUGUAGUCAUUUAACCAAAAAUAAGCCUCAUUACUGAACAAAUUUUUGGACGUAGCGCACUGUAAGUUUCUCGAACUAAUCACGAUUUUCGAAAUAAUUUUGAACAAUUUUGAAUGGUCUUUCCAAAGGCGGACUCCAACGGCGCGUGCAUCGGCGAAUCACGAGCCCAGCUUGCCAAGCUCGCGUUAUUUCUGGCGAGACUUCAUCUUUCCCGCGUGUUGUGCGAAUGAAAGGAAGUCUUUGCUGACCAAGUCCUGUAGGUCUCGUGACGGAACUCACACACGUCGUGGGAUCGCAUUCACUUGCCGAGCCUUGAUUACCUAGCCGAGUCUCAACGAUCCCAAUCCACGUUAGUCGAUUCUAGGUGAAAUGGCAAAUCAUACUGAACACAAAUCAACUGCCAGCUGUCAAAUUGAUUGUCGCUGGAAAAAUUGAUAUCAGCCCAAAAAAAACUCAAUAAAAAACACCCUUUAUUUACUUAUUUUUAAAAAUCUCACUAGAACAAUACUAUAUUUUUAACAUUUUUUGCAUGUAUGUAGUAUUGCUCACAAGUUUGAUAGACAAUUUUUAGGCAAGUAGAUAAUAAAACAAAAUAUUUUGUAUAUCUGUGUAAAUAAAACUUUG